This is a messenger RNA of Rhodofomes roseus, 609 nucleotides long. RefSeq lists its product as uncharacterized. The transcript has 5 exons. Lineage: Eukaryota; Fungi; Basidiomycota; Agaricomycetes; Polyporales; Fomitopsidaceae. The record is from RefSeq and is a predicted model, not a curated record. Bases 157 to 528 code for a protein of 123 amino acids.
UAUCCUUGCGAUACUAGUAGAGCCGAAGGCUUCCGACUCGUUGACGACGACAACCGUGACCAGCGGCGGACCUGGGUGAGCUAGACAGCUAAUUGAGCCUAUUCGUCUGCUUACUGUCGAUGACCGACUUCCGCUGAGCGGAGGGAUCUUGGCUGAAUGGGCGGACGUCGAUUGUCAAUGAGCGCAGCUCCUGAGCCGCAGCGCGACCUCACUACGGCAUUCGACACCGUGUCCCGGCGUACCCUGCGGUAUGAACAGGACAUUCAGGACUUCGAGAGUAGACUAGCCAUCAACUUGAGCAACUCGCGUGCUAUCGGCACGUUGCUGCAGGAAGCGCAGUCUGCUCUGAAGGUGUGCGGUGUGCUAUUGCCCGUACACGCCCGUUUCGGGACAAGGUCUUUCUCGGCCGAGCGCCAUCAGCUGCCACCGGAUGCAUCUGGUCCUGGGAGAGCGCCCGUGAGAGCGCUGCACCGGGUGAAGGGUGCUAUCAGGAGAGAGCCUCCUCAGCCGCCUAUACGACGGACCUGACAAGCUCGGGUCAUCAUGGUAUGACGUGGUACAUCCACUACAUGCCAUAUGAAUAGGGAUGACUAUGUUAGGCUCACCGAG